UUCAAGACAAUUCUUUUUUCAUUUUCUUUUGUCGUUGUCAUUCUCUUUCUCACUAGAAUGAAAGAAAGAUAAAUAGAUGAGGCGAGGAAGAAAAACAGGAAUUCAUAAGAUAUACACGGGAGGGAGUAGCGAGUGAGAGAGGGGGAGAGAGAGAGAGAGUGAAAAGAGAAUAGAGCCGAAAUAUAUUAUUAGUUUAGUGAAAUUGUUAACACGCGCACAUUCAUAUAUAUUUAUAUAUUAAAAUAUGCAUAUACGCUGAAUUAUAAACGAGAAAAAUAUUUUAAUUAAUGAGCGAGAACGUAGGAGGUGGGAAAAAAUAAACAAAUGCAACUCUUACCCAUACAGAAAAAAAUAAUAUAUAUGCAUAAGACAUUGCGCUAGAGAGUGAAAGUAAAAUAAUAGGAAAAAAAAUCCGAGGGAAAGACGAACAGACAGAACCGUUGGAAAGAAAAUAUAGAAAUUACAAUCUCCGCGGGAAAGCUGGCCGAGGCAAAAAGCAAAAGAUUUUGAUUACUCAAAUAAAACAUAAUUCUAAAUAGCAGAGAUUUCCUUAAGCAAAGCCUUCAUCUCUACUUUUGCUUGCCACCAUCAUGACAUCAGUCAAAGUUGCCAGACAUGAUAACAUUGGUUUCUUUGAAAACUUGGAUGACAAAUCUCACUUAAGUAAGAACAAUCUCCCAGAAUAUAGUAUUGGAACAGCAUUCCAGAAUAGAGAUAACCACUCUAAUCCAUCAGCUGAAGAUAUUGUCUAUAAUGAAGCAGUGAUGCGUGGUGCAUUUGUGCAGUUUCUGCGACGAUUAGCUGACCAAGUUGAAAAUGGAAUCAUCCCUCUCUUUGAUGCUAUGACUUUCAGUCCAUGCAAUACAAUAUCUAUUAAUGAAGACGUUAGCCAUAGCAGCAACACAUUCAAAAUGUCUCCACCAACACCACCACUACCACAAUCACCAUCACAACCAUCUCUUGCACCCCUGCUGCCAACAACUCCUGAAGAAAUCCAGAUGCACUCAGGAUGUCAUUCGAUGCUGCAACAUCACCAGAAAAGAGACUCAUUUCAUCAACAACAAAUACUGCAACAAAGAAAACUGCUUGAACAACAACAUCAACAACAUUGUGAACAACAACUACAACUCUCACAUCAUAUGUCUGAAAUGAAUAAUAUCAAUCUUGAUGAUGAUAAUGUGGAUGCUGAUACCAAUAAUAAUGUUAAUGAUGAUGAUGAUAGAUACAAUAAUGAUCUCAUUGUCGAAUCCUCCUUCUCAUCUGAUACUCUUAACAGUAAUGGUCAGUUUAAGCAAGAAACCAAUUUCCAACUUAGUAGUCAAGAACACAUCUCUGAUGGAGUCUUUCCAGAAGAUUCCAUCAAACAUCAGAUGGUUCCAUUACUCAGUGUUGUUGAAACCAGUGGAUCUGAUACCUACCCAGACAUUGUUGUUGAUAAUCUACAAUUACAAGUUCUCAUGGACCGAAUAGUCAAUGCCAAGAGGCCAAUUUCACCUGUUAGCAUGCACUAUUUCAGUCUUUCAGUUUUGCAAGGAGCAAUUAAUUUGGUCUUUUCCAAAUGGGAACUAAAACAUUCUUCGGGUCUUGGUCUAAGACGCACAAAGGCAGAAAGUGGAUGUCCUCUCGAUCGUAGAAAAGUCGAUGCUAUUGAAACAUUUUAUUUAUCCCUGUGUAAUGAGUACCAACUGACAAAAGUAUCCAAGGCCAUAUUUCAUAAAGCUUUCACAAUAAAAAUCAGCAAUGCCAAACGUGAUCAUCGAAAAUCAUAAACACUGGAACUUAAUGGAUAUUUUAAAUGGGGAGCAAAAAUAUAAUCAUCAAGCAUGGAAUCAUUUUAGAAACUUUCCAGUUAGCUGUUAUUGCUAUAUACAAAAUGUUUGACCUGUAUAGCUUACAAGCAUUUCUAAGCUGAAACGUGUUAUUAAAAUGUAAUUUUCAUAAUCAUUGCCAUCGUUACUAACAUUUGGUUAUUAUUGUUGUCUUUCUCAUCAGCAUUAUCUAAAUAAAUUUUCCAGGGAAUUUGGUACAUCAUUAAGAAUUCAAUAUUACAUUGGUUUUUGUUUCCAGUUCAUGAAUCUGAUGUUUUUUUUAAUUUAAUAUGCAUCCAGUCUAGGGCAAUGAGUUGGUGUGAAUUGUGCAGGAAUUGCAUUCUACAUCAAUCAUUUGGAAGAAGAUCUGAUACUGCAACAAAAGAAAGCUUCGUAAGCUCUGCAAUCUUGCUUUCAUCUUAGUAAGCACUGUUUUGAGUAGCAAGUAUUGGCAAAAACUUGAAAUAAACAGUCUUUAUUAAUAAUAAAUAUUAUUUUCACUCAACAA
Messenger RNA from Octopus bimaculoides (California two-spot octopus), 2316 nucleotides. RefSeq lists its product as uncharacterized. The record is from RefSeq and is a predicted model, not a curated record. NCBI's taxonomy places the organism in Eukaryota, Metazoa, Mollusca, Cephalopoda, Octopoda, Octopodidae.